AUGCCGUAUUCAUGGUUUCGCUCCUUAUCUUUCUUCUUUCUCUUGGCUUUUAUUUGUACAAAUCAUGCCUUUUCUAAAUCCGAAAACGAUGACUUUUAUUCCAAACACUGUUCAUCUGUGCUUCCUCCUUAUGAUACCACCUCUCAUAUCUUGGACGACUCUCUACCUUUCCUCUCCACACCCUACUUCACCGGCGGCGGCAGCCUUCUACGCUUGGAACCAAACCGGACCUACUACUACGUGCAGAAGAAUCUGAGGCUCCGACUCCAACCGAAUUGCUAUCAAACUACCGCCACCGGCGUCUACAAGGUCGAUGGCUUCCUCUACAUCCGAUCUUCCUACUCCUCCGACGACGUUCAUUCCAAUUACAGCUACAGCGGGUAUAACCGCCGGAGGAAUCGAUCAAACGGAUCCAUCAAGUUUUCGAUGUCCGGAUUCUGGUCCGAAAAAUCGAGGAAGCUCUGUAUGAUCGGAUCUUCUCUGUGGAGAGGCGUCGAUCGUGACGCUGUUCUCAAGCUGAAGUUCGACGACGGCGAGAAUCCGACAGUGUAUACCGGCGUUGUGAGCGGGAGUUUGGAGAGCACAGCUUCUGCAAAUGAUCCGCGCUACUUCGCCCCCAUUCUGUUCUUCAGUUUUCCAGAAGUUUCCAAUUACAAUUACUCGCUGCUCAAGGAAGAGGUCUGGGGAGCGUUUCCGAGUCGGAAAGGCGAGUCACAGAGUCUGGACGCGGCCGAGUUCUGCUCGGUGAUGAGGCGGGGGCUGAGAUCUCUGGAAUUGGAGUAUGUGCCCGAGUGCACGAAGCGACGUUGUUCGCCACUUAGUGAUGGUGAUGGAUUCUUGCCUCGCUUUGUCUCUCUCACUUCAAUUCAAUGUUCUGAGGGAUCCAAAAUGGCGAGGUUCAUCGCAAACUUUUUAAAUUAUUCGAGUUAUGGUUAUAAUUAUGAUAGUUUUGGCGUGGGGUCGACGGUGAUCGGGGAGGCGUCGUGGGAUGAUAAGAGCAAAAGAGUGGUCGGCGUGGCGUGUGAAAUCUUGAAUCCUUCUCAUGAAUUGGGACACGUUGUGGGGAAUUGCACAACCAGGUUGAUCCUCAGGUUCCCUUCUGUCCUCACUGUGAGAAAUGAUGCCAAAAUUGCUGGACAGAUAUGGAGCUCCAAAGGCUACUUCACACAGAUUAAUCUCACCACUAGCCAUGAAAAUCACGUGGUUGCUUUACCGGAGCCGAGAUAUGAAUACACAGUGGUGGAUAGAGCGAGAAAAUCUUGCACCAAAAAGGCAGCCAAGAAGGGGGAGUUGUUUCCUGAUGGGCAGUCCCCAGAUAUGAGAUUUGAUAUGAGCGUCAAAAAUGGCAAAGGCCAAGAAUUGGCAUGGGCAUCUGCUACACCCCUUUGGGUUGGAAAUGAUUCGUACCAAGGUGGUGAAGGCGGCGACAUGCUUUUCGCAGCAGAACCCGUUGGAACGGUGUCUUAUGCGGCGGUUCUAGAACCUGUUCAGAAACAAGUCUCCACCACUUCUUCGCCUACAAAGAUGAGUUACAAAAUAAGGAUCAACCCUUACCUUAUUCUCGGUGACAGCGAUACCAUCUCGAGCAAUAAUAUCACAUCACCAAGUCUCGAUUGGCCGGUGGAUCCUUACGGUGCAGUGGAGAUCACAGCUGAAGGAGUGUAUGAUGCUUCAAAUGGACACCUCUGCAUGGUGGGGUGCAGAAAGCUUCACAACUUGACAUCUAGCACUUUCAAAGACUGCGACGUUAUGGUUGAAUUUAACUUGCCUCCGCUGAAUAGGAAGAGAGGAAGUCUUACAAAGGGGGUCAUUAAAAGCACGCGACUAAAAGAGGAUCCGCUUCACUUUGAUGAUCUCAUACUCCACUCCUAUGCUUACUAUCGCGGAGAAGCUGAGCGAUCCAUAUGGAGGAUGGACUUGGAGAUCGCGAUGGUGUUGAUAUCCAACACGCUCUCCUGCAUCUUCGUGGCUCUGCAAAUCUUCCAUGUCAAGAGGAACCCUGAGGUACCCUCUUCUGUCUCACUCGUCAUGCUUGUAGUACUCUCUGUAGGGCACAUGAUUCCGCUCGUCUUGAACUUUGAGGCCGUGUUUUUGGGAGACCGGGAUAAGAGAACGCUGGAACUUGGUAGUGGCGGAAGGCUUGAAGCUAAUGAAGUUGCAGUUAGGGUGAUCACAAUGGUAGCACUACUGCUGCAACUGCGCCUUUUCCAACUAGUUUGGACUGCAAAACAGAGUGAGGAAAGCUCGUGGAGCGGAGAAAAGAAGGCCGGUUUUGUUUCCUUGAUGUUAUACGUUUUAGGUGCAUUGCUCACUUUACUGUUCAAUUGGAUAAGGAAGACAUAUGUUGGUCGGAGAUAUUCUGUUUGGGGGGAUUUAAGGUCUUAUGCUGGUCUGAUUCUUGAUGGCUUCCUUGUUCCUCAAAUCAUGCUCAAUGUGUUGAGGGGCUCAGCAGAGAAGGCCUUGUCUCAUCCAUUCUACGUUGGGACAAGCGUGGUUCGACUAGUGCCCCAUGCUUAUAACCAGUACAGGGCUCACAACUACCCCAAGUAUGAUCUGAAUGCAACAUACUACUACGCCAAUCCAGCUGCAGACAUGUACUCCACAGCUUGGGACAUCAUAAUCCCUUGCGGGGUUAUCGUGUUGGCUGUGAUUGUGUUUGUGCAGCAGCGGCAUGGUGGCCGCUGCAUUCUUCCUAAGAGAUUGAGGGCUUUGGAGAUGUAUGAAAAAGUGCCUACAGCUGACAAUCACUGA
Salvia miltiorrhiza (redroot sage) is the source of this 2751-nucleotide messenger RNA. RefSeq lists its product as uncharacterized. The record is from RefSeq and is a predicted model, not a curated record. Gene Ontology annotation, cellular component: intracellular membrane-bounded organelle. The transcript has a single exon. The coding region runs from base 1 to 2751 and encodes 916 amino acids. NCBI's taxonomy places the organism in Eukaryota, Viridiplantae, Streptophyta, Magnoliopsida, Lamiales, Lamiaceae.